Insectozyma verbasci is the source of this 2904-nucleotide messenger RNA. NCBI's taxonomy places the organism in Eukaryota, Fungi, Ascomycota, Pichiomycetes, Serinales, Debaryomycetaceae. The record is from the annotation of a GenBank genome assembly.
AUGGAAACUAUACCCUUAGAAAAUGAGGAUGAUGAUGACAAUUGGUGGAAAAAAGAUGUAUCUGAUAAUGAUGAUAUUAUUGAAGAAAAUGUUAGUCAUAAUUUAAGUACAGAUUCUGUUACUAUUCCAACUCAUCAUAAAAUGGAUUUUGAAAACUUAAAAUCUUAUAUUUAUCCAACGAAUUUUGAAAUACGUGAUUAUCAAUAUAAUAGUGUUAAAAAAGCAUUUCAUGAUAAUUUAUUAGUUGCUUUACCAACUGGUCUAGGUAAAACAUUUAUUGCUUCUACAAUUAUGCUAAAUUUUUUAAGAUGGUUUCCUGACUCCAAGAUAAUUUUUAUGGCACCAACAAGACCAUUAGUUGCGCAACAAAUUAAAGCUUGUUGUGCUAUAACAGGAAUUCCUAGUUCAAAAGUUGCAAUUUUAUUAGAUAAAGCUAGAAAAAAUCGUCAAGAUAUUUGGGAAUCACAAAAUGUAUUCUUUACUACACCUCAAGUUGUUGAAAAUGAUUUGUGUUUGGGUAUUUUGAAUCCAAAAUCAAUAGUCUUAUUAGUUAUUGAUGAAGCUCAUAGAUCAAGAGGAAAUUAUGCCUAUAAUAAUGUUGUCAAAUAUAUCAAAAGAUUUAAUGAUUCAUUUAGAAUUUUAGCAUUAACAGCAACACCAGCUUCUGAUGUUGAAGGAGUUCAAGAAAUUAUUGAUAAUUUAAUGAUAUCAAAAGUGGAAGUCAGAACAGAACAAAGCAUUGAUAUAAUAAAAUAUAUGAAACGAAAACAAAUUGUAAAAAGAACCAUAUUAGCUUCAGAUGCAAUAACUGAAUGUACAGAGUUAUUAGCAGAAGCAAUUAGACCUAUUUUGAAAAUUGCAAAUGAAAAAGGUGCUUUAGAUAUUACCGAUCCUAAAAGGAUUAAUCAAUUUCAAUGUCUUGAAAGAUCAAAAAAAAUCAAAAUGGAUAGAUCAAUACCCGAAGGUUUAAAAUGGUCAAUGCAUUUUAUGUUACAACUUUUAGGAAUGGUUGGACAAUGUUAUAAAAAAUUGAAUAAUUAUGGUUUAAAAUCAUUUUAUGAUUAUUUUUUUGAAAAAUACAGUGAAUUUAAAAUAAAAUUUGAAUUAAAAAAGCUGAAGAACAAAUUAAAUGCAUGUUUCUACUUUAGUGAUCCUGUUAAAAAAUUAUUAGAUAGAAUACCUGAUUUAUUAAAAGAAAACCAUUAUUCACAUCCAAAAAUUGAAUGUUUAUUGUUAGAAUUGGAUAUUUUUUUCAAUGAAAGUACAGGUAAUGAUUCAAAAGCAAUAAUAUUUACAGAAUUUAGAGAUACAGCAUUGGAGAUUGUACAAACAAUUGAACAAGCUAAAAAUUAUAUGAAACCACAUAUAUUCAUUGGUCAAGCCAAGGAAAAGGAAAGGUUUGAUGAGACGAAACUUAUGACUAAAGGUAAAAAGAAAGAUAAAAAUCAACAAUCCAAAAAAACUAGUAAUAAUAAAUCAAGUUCCGAAAAUGCUCAACAGAAUGGUAUGAGUCAAAAACUUCAAAAAGAAGUUAUUAAGGAUUUCAAAGCCGGUAAGUUUAAUAUCUUAGUUGCAACAUCAAUUGGUGAAGAAGGUUUAGAUAUAGGAGAGGUUGAUUUGAUUAUUUGUUUUGAUUCUACUGCUUCACCAAUAAAAAACAUUCAAAGAAUGGGUAGAACUGGUCGUAAAAGAGAUGGGAAAGUUGUUUUAUUAUUUUCAAGUAAUGAAGAAUCUAAAUUUGAUAAAGCAAUGGGUGGUUAUGAAUAUAUUCAACAACAUAUAAUGAAAGGUGAAUUAAUUAAUCUUCAUCAACAAAAUCGUCUAAUACCAAAUAAUUAUGAACCAAUUGUAAUUAAAAAAUUCAUUGAGAUUCCAGAAGAAAAUACUGAAAUUAAAGCUGAAGAAGAUGAAGAUGAAAUUAUAAGAAUUGCAACUCAAUAUAUGUUGAAAAGUCAAAAGCAACAUCAAAAACAAAAUAAAGGGAAAUCGAAAAAACUGACUAAGAAAAGGUUCAAUAUGCCAGAAAAUGUGGAAACAGGAUUUAGAACUGUAACUUCAAUGCUCAAAGAUGCAAGUGAGAAUAAUGACAUAUCUAAAAAUGAAACUGAUAAAUCAAAAAAUAGUCAAUUGAUUCAUAAUGAAAUGGAUGUUAGUAAGACAAGUGCAUUAAUUAUAGAUCAUGAUUCCAAUUUAAAACCGAAUGAAAUAAUUAAUGACUCAGAUUUUUUUAGCGAAGAUGAAUUGGUAGUCAAUGACUUUAAUAAGUUGAAAGAUAUUGAAAAUUCACCAUCUAAAUCAAAAGUCAAUACCGGCACACAAAAAGUGAAUCAACAAGCUUCACAAAAGUCUAAAACUACAAGCAUCAUUGAUCAAUUAAGAAAUUCAAAAAGAAGAAAACUUGAAAAAACCCCCGAUAUAAAUGAAUCAUAUGUAAUUGAUGAUUCCGAUAUUGAAAUAAUUGACGAUGAAGAAUUAAAUAAAGAAAUAGAACGAAUUGCUGUAACAACAAAUCAUUCUGAAGCAUCAAUAUUUCAACUGCCUGAAAUAGUAUAUGAUGAGGAAUUAAACUCAGUCAGUGCAACUCCAAAUCAUUCCAAAGCAUCAAUAUUUCCACUAACUGAAAAGAAUGUUUUUGAUUUUGGCAACGAUGAAGAGAAAGGAAUUUUAGAUGAUCAACAAUUAAUGGAACUACAUACAAACUAUUACAUAUCAAUGGAUCCUAACGAUCAAGUAGAAUAUUAUGAUCCAAUAAUUUCAUCAAGUAUAAAAAAAUUUCGAAGAAAGUUUGAAAGUGAUACAACAAAAAGAUUGGUUUUAUCUUUAAAUACCAAAUGUGACUUUACACCAAAGUUUCAGUCCAAAUUGAAAGCAGAUUAUGAUUAUUCAUUCAUAGUUAAAGUAUAG